UAGUCAGCCCUGAUUACUUGACAGGUGCGUGACAUGACAGUUCAGCUCCCCAGCAUGUUCCCUAAAGGAAAGGGUUCUACUGUACCUUCAGACAGCCAAGCAAGGGAAAAGUUAGCUCUCUAUGUAUACGAAUAUUUACUCCAUGUCGGGGCACAGAAAAGCGCACAGACAUUUCUGUCGGAGACUCCACAGAUUAGGUGGGAGAAGAAUAUAACGUUAGGAGAACCACCGGGGUUUCUGCAUUCAUGGUGGUGUGUCUUUUGGGAUUUGUAUUGUGCAGCACCGGAGAGGAGGGAAACAUGCGAACAUUCAAGCGAGGCGAAGGCUUUCCACGACUAUAAACAGCCCGGUUCAAAGCUUUUAAAGUCUGGUAUGAUACCCCAUUCACCCUCAGAGAGAGGGAGGCCGAACCCGCAUUUGGAUGUCAAUGGAGAACAACCUGUAGCACCAUUUCUACACAAGAGUGGUGCAGCUCCAAGUCCAGUAUUAGGCCAGAUGCCCCCUAAUGAUGGGAUGCCGCCUAGUGGUCCAAUGCCUCCGGGCUUCUUUCAGAAUCCCAUGCGACACUCACCCUCACACCAGAACCCUGGCCCUGGGGGUCCCCAGGGGUCGCAGCCCUCACCCCACGCUCAGCAUCAUCACCAUGGCAGUCCCAUGAUGCAACAGAACCAGCAGUUACCUCCUCAUCACAUGGACGGAAAUCAAUUAUCACCUCAUCCGAUGGAUAUGAACCAGCCGUUUAUGUCACCCCGCUACUCAGGCCCGAGAGGCGGUCCCGUCAGAAUGCCAGGGAGCCAGCCUCCACCCGGGGGCAUCCCCAAUUCACAAGGCAUGAUGCCCAACUCCAUGGACCCAACAAGGCCGGGAUUUUUCGCUGUCAAAAAGGAAGGUCAUCCAAGCAUGGGAGGCCCAAUGCCCAGAAUGAACCACCCACGGAUGCCAAUGCAACCGAAUGGCUCCUUCUCCCCACAGAACUACGGUGGUGGCAUGAGACCGCCCCCUGGCUCAAUGCCGGGCGGGAUGCCCUUACCUAUGCCGGGAGGAAGACCAUGGAAUCCAAACACAUCAACGGUAAACUAUUCCCGAGCGUCACCAGGUGGUUUUGUUGGUCCACCAGGCAGCGGAGGUCCACCCGGUACGCCCAUCAUGCCAAGUCCACAAGGCACCCCACAAGCUAUGUCCUCGGACAGACGCAUGUCACAGGGUAGCUCAAGAAGAGAUUCAACCAACUCGGGUGACAACAUGUACACAAUGAUGAAACCAGUACCAGGUGGCAACAUGGGACCAGGGAAUUUCCCGAUGGGAUCUGGACCUGACGGCCCAAUGCCCAUGGGAUCACAGGACAUUCCUCCAGUAAUGAACGGUGAGAUGGAUGGUAUGCCUAAGAGUUCGCCAGCAAGCAAUCAAGGCCCUGGGGGGCCAGGCACGCCCAGAGAAGACAACGGGGAUAUGAGCGGGCAGCUGUUUCCAAACUUCCAAGACAAUGACCAGAAUGAGUCAGCGGCGAUACUUAAGAUAAAAGAAAAAAUGGAGGAGGAGGCAAAAAGAUUCGAGAAGGAGACCCCAGGCGAACAUCCCGACUACUUUAUGCAUCAACCCUAGCCACACGCCCACACGGACACUUACACACCCCCCAUGCACACACACACGCACCCAACCGCAGCCUACUCCUGGUGCCCUGCGCCAAACUAAACUUAACCAAUGACUGCGAUAUCUGGUGCUGCCCGCAGGUUAUCAGUGUCAGUCACAUGGUAAAUUCUAAGAGGGGCCAGACUGCUUGACCUUCUGACCCUGUAGGCUGCCAACUCCAGUGCGGCCGUCAUGGGUCCUCGCACCACACAGAGAGCAGAGAGGAAGGCAUUUUGACCAGUUGAGGCUGGUGCUUAUAUGCAUAUCGGAGUGACCAGUUUCACUGUUUACCACAAAGUGCAAAGCAGAUAGGUACUCUGUUGUAUUGCAAAGCCUUUCUAACCGUUCCUUUCUUCAGUCUUGUACCCUGACUGCAGAUAGACCAGUGUAUUCUGAAACUGCUAGUUCUCCGAUUGAUACACACUCUCCAGCCCGCUUGAGAAAUUUGUCAUGUGACUUUGAAAAAAAUUUAAAGUAGCAUCCAUGUCAAGAACAACAAAGAAAAGGCUAUGACAACUGACGACAUGUGACCCUCCGACCUUUCAACUUUGACACAGACUACCAGGCUGCGUACAACAAAAGAAGUAUUCAUGGGAAAGGUGUUCAAAAUGUGAAUAAGUACGAAUACUGAUAGAGGAACAUAAGAAAAUAUUUAUCAAUCCCACCUGAUGGUGGUUUCAACACCCGUAUCUAAAGUGAGUCUCUUGUUGAUAAUAUUCAAAGCAUUCGCGAGAAAGAGUCAUCAGUUCUUUAUGUGUAUAAUUACGCUAGAAGUUUAACUCCGUUGAAAUUGCCAAAGUGAUGUGCCCACCAAUCAUUACGUUGUUACAUUUGAAAAGAUUUGUAAGUAUUACAUGAUACGCUCCACCAGUAUUCAAAAAAACAAAAUCUGAAAACAGGAUUUAGUUAGGUCUUAAGCACUUCCCCAAAUUUCUAGGAAAGAUAGUCUGUAGAACUAUGCAGUUGUACCAGUGCCAUGGGGUCUGAAGCAUGCACAGUGCAUUAAGGGAAUCCAUGAAAUUCAUUGAAGUGACUUGAAGAGUUUCUAAAAUAGUUAUUCAAGAAAUUAAUUAUUCAUCCAAUACGUAUUCAAAGUGCUACUUCAAAAUACAAAGUGUGUAAAAAAAAACCAACCCAUUAUACACACAACUUUUUUAAGGAUUGAUUUAAAAAUACAUAAUAUAUGUAGAAAAAAACUGGCUCAGUAAGACUAAACGGAAAAGUGCCACUUAAGAGAUAUUAUGGAAAUUUCCAGGCAUAUCUGCCAGAAAAGCUUGAUUCAUGUCAAGCCAUUUGUGAAGGCCUUAAAAGCCCUUCAGAGCACAGUAACAUUAAAAGUAACUGAGCAGUUAGAGAGAGCAAGGGCAGUACAUGUACAUGCCAAGAAUUUUGCAGCUGUUUCCUCUUAAACUGAAACCGGUCCCGCCCGACAUGAAGACUGCAUUGAGAUCCAACUGUAAAUAUUUUGUACCUACGAACCACACCCGCACACCACAACACCCCAUGACCCAUGGGGACUUGAGUAACCAGUAUAUGCAUUGACAUCUUUUGCAGACUUAAGUUUCUUUUUGAACCCACGAAACCCUCCGUGAUUAAUAAACAAAUGUCAGCCCUGGAGGCUUCAAUUUAUCAAAAGACAACAAUCUUUAAAGAGAUGCUGGCAACAUCUUGUUUUCUUGAGCUAGUAGUGGUGCAGUGGUAAAGCCCACCCCCGUCCUCCAAUUUGUAAACACAAUAUAGCUUUCUCCAUAUCCUUGUUAAAUCAUGACUAAGCGUUAGUUCUUUCAAAAACAGUGCAGUGAAGAAAAGACUUCACCAAACAGGCCCCUGUGAUCCGUGAACAAAGAAAAAAGUUUGAUGAAGCAGUUAAGUUCUUGUAGUUUGUUUCUCCUUUUUUUUUUGAAAACAUGAUGGCAAUUAUGAAAAGACGAUGUCAGGUUCUUCCCACUUAAUAAGCAAGUGCAACUCCUGUCCCAAAAUGCAAUGUAUUUUGUUAGAAUUUUGUUGCUUUUUUAAGGCAAAAACCAUCUGGAACUCUCUCUAGGUGUAGUUUUUAGGUAUUCGGGUGAGUCAUGCGAAGCAAGGAAGAAAGUGUGUUGAAAGUUGCAAAUCCCACCUGUAAACAAGCAAUGAGCUAUGAACAAACAGAUGUAAAGAACAUACAUUUCAAGGUCUUUUCACUGCAUUAGAGAGCAAACCACAACUGUGAAAUUAGGGUAUGUAACACUGGACUAUUUUUUCUUGGAGAAGCGUGAAUUGGUGGUUAAAAAUAUGUUGUUUCAGUUUUAAGUCAAACUCCUCAUUGUGAAGGUUUGAACGUACACGUAGGGUUAAACUUUCUUUUGCCCCAUGGAGGUCACAAUGGCUUGGGAAGAGGAAAACGCUGGCAUUUAUUUUGUCACAAUAGACACACCAUGAAAAAUAGUCAGUGGAAAUGUAUUUAAAGUAUUCAGAGAAGUCAGUGGAGUGAAGUGUACGAAAUUAAAUGAAGGAUGACACAGGAAUAGGCAGCAGACAAAAUAUGGACAAAAAGUUCCACUGCUAGGAACUAGUCGAUUCUAUGGCAUUCCCGUUAACGAUUUUGUAACCCUUUGUAAACAGACUGGACAGGGGAAUGCGUAUGUGUACAAAAUUUGUACUAAGUGUUAUUUGUAGAGUACGACGGAGAAUCAAGAAAAACAAAGUGACAAAAGUUCCUUUAUUUAAUGAUAAAUAUAACGAUAUCACUGUUUGGUGACAUGUUCAUGUAUAUGUUAGAAAGAUGUGUGGAGAAAUUGUCCCUUUUUCUGUUGUAGGACGUCUAGAUUUUUUGUGGAAAUUUUUGGUUGUUUUUGUGAAGCUGAAAGUGAGAGCUGAUUGAAAGGGGUUGGGAAAGGACUGGCGCGUGUGAAGGGGUGGGAUAGGGUGUUCUAUUCAUGAAUUUAAAAAAGUAAAUAAGAGAAAUUAAAAAAAAUGAUUAUAAUUAUUAUUAUUAUUGGAGGUAGGUAGUUGGUUCUGUCCUAAAAUCUGUGGGGAACAUUUUAUCUUUUAGCAAACUUUUCCUUUUUUUUCCUCCUUGUGCGUUUCUUCUCUUUUAAACGUUACCAUAGUUUGUAGCUUUGUCUCACUAGCACUGCUUUGUAUUUAAAAUGCUUAUAUUGUAUGUAUUGUACGAACAAUGAACUAAUUUAUGCGUUCAGUUAGGGUGUAUCUCUGACUCUUUUAUGAAGGCCUGCCAGAAAUCUGUUCCUCGUGGAGGUGAUUGAAGGCUGUUGGAUCAGUGUUUGCGUGGCUCCUUUUGAAAUAUUUCAAACUCGCGUUAUACUCGUCUGGUUUGCCCAUUGUGAUUGUUUCUGUUCGUGGAUAUUUUUUUGAAAUAUUUAUUUAUUUGCUGAUUAAAAUGCCCAUUUCACUGUGACAAACCAGUUUCAGUUGCCCACAAUCAAAGUGGACACAAAAAGGAUGUACAUGCAUUGAGUUUCGUCCUGUGGCGAAGACCACAGCACAGGAGAAAUCCACAGGUUUCCUGGGCCCAAAUUGCACCGUGAUUUUUCCGUUUCCAUUGGUGGUUGUUAGUGUGGUCAUUUGAAUGCUCAACUCACACCUGAUGUCCGCUUUCUGACAUUGGUCACACCUUUUGUUAAUGCUACCCAGCUAAGACUCUACCUCUUUUAUUCUGACUGUUUUGUAGGCCUAUUAUUUAUAGUUUGCUCACUGGUCUGAGAGAAAUCAGUCUCCUCAUUCAAGCGCUCCCUGUUCAGCUGUUGUUUAUCUCUGUAAUAUUUUGUGCAAAAACAAAACAAAGAAAAACUGCCAGAAAUUAUUUGUGAUCAAUGUUUACCACGCUCCUGUAGAAAGAAAAAGCCACCAUGUUUUGUGUUGUCUUUUUUUUUUUUUGUUUGUUUAGAAAUGAUACACUGUACAUACAUUUUAAAUAUACAAAUAAAUUCUCUCGAUGGGGGGUGGGGGAUAAACGGUGUAGCACAAUUGUACCUUGUUGCACCAGAACUUACAAAUUGGUUCAAAUAGGGGAGAGAAUUUUAAUUGUACAUUGUAGCUUUACCAGAGGAUAUUUCCCAUCAUCCCUUGUGCUUUUAUAAUUGACCUUUGACUCAUGGCGGCCAUGUUUGUAGGCUUGUAAUGUAAUCUUGCUAGUCCACUGAUGAGUGAAUGUUAAGAGACGUGCAUUAUUUAUUGGGAGAUUUAAACUUUGUUUCAACUGAUAAUCUUCAAGAGAUUCUCCCCUAGGGAUUACCAUGUUAACAUACAUUUAAGUAUCAUGUAAUCAUGUACAGUGAACCAUUGAUUUUUUGUACAAAUUGUAUUUUUCAAGUUGAUCCUCCAAUUCAAAAUGGCCGCCAUGUGAACAGGUCCAUAUAUUUAUUUGUCUUUGUAGUUAAAAGAAGGGCGUAAUUUAGAACUCAAGAAAAUGUUUUUUCCGCUGCCCGAGAGGAGCCUGUGGUUUAGAACAGUGGAGUAAUUAAACCUACAUGUUUUAUCUUUAUCAGCAAUGUUAUUAAGUUAUUCUCAUCCCAUAAAUCUUGUUCGUGAGAAUGGAAUAAAAGAAUUGACUUUGUGUUCAUGCAA
This is a messenger RNA of Acanthaster planci (crown-of-thorns starfish), 6195 nucleotides long. RefSeq names its product single-stranded DNA-binding protein 3-like. NCBI's taxonomy places the organism in Eukaryota, Metazoa, Echinodermata, Asteroidea, Valvatida, Acanthasteridae. Gene Ontology annotation, cellular component: nucleus. Gene Ontology annotation, biological process: positive regulation of transcription by RNA polymerase II. The record is from RefSeq and is a predicted model, not a curated record. Gene Ontology annotation, molecular function: protein binding; single-stranded DNA binding.